CGGUAAUAUACGUAGGAUAUAGAAUUCCAUCUAUGAUAUACAGUACUACGUAGAUUGGAAAACCCUGGGGGCUAGUGACAAUAGAGCAAAGAUCUGUGACUGACGCUCGCCUGGACACUUCAUCACCGAACAUGGUGGCAAAGUGUUGUGCUCUUCUCUCGGCGACCCUGGUUCUAUUUCUAUGCAUACCAACACGCACCGCUGCCGAUACAAUACAAGGCUGCGGCGGAUUUGUUGAGGCAAGUCGGGCACUGAUCAAGUCGAGGAAGCAGUCUGAUGCGAAGUUGGACUAUUCGCAUAUCUCGGUUGAGCUUAGGACAUUGGAUGGCUUAGUGAAAGAUAGAACGCAAUGUGCUCCGAAUGGUUAUUACUUUAUACCCGUAUAUGACAAGGGUUCUUUCAUUGUCAAAGCAAGGGGACCAGAGGGAUGGUCGUGGGACCCAGAACAGGUCCGUGUUCUUGUUGAUCACACUGGUUGCAAUGCCAAUGAAGAUGUCAAUUUUCGGUUCACUGGGUUUACCGUGUCAGGGAGAAUUGUGGGAGCUGUGGGUGGGGAUAGUUGUACACAGAAGUAUGGAGGUCCUCCUGAUGUGAAAGUUGAGCUUUUGUCUCUCGGAGAUGAUGUUGUUUCGUCAAUAUUAACUACUUCUCUGGGAACAUAUUCCUUCACAAAUGUUGUUCCUGGGAAGUACAAAUUGCGAGCAUCCCGACAUGACUUGAACAUUCAAGUCAGAGGUGUGGCUGAGGUUGAAUUAAGUUUUGAGAAUAUCAUAGUGGAUGACUUUUUCUUUGUCCCUGGCUAUGAUAUUCGUGGAUCUGUUGUAGCUCAGGGAAAUCCUAUAUUAGGAGUCCAUAUUUACCUACAUUCGGAUGAUAUCUCAAUGGUUGAUUGCCAUGAUGAUCUUGGUAAUAUACCUGCUAAUCCUGCACAAGGGGCAGCCCUGUGUCAUUCUGCGACAGACGCUGAUGGAGUUUUUACAUUUAAAUCAGUUCCUUGUGGGUCUUACAAGCUUAUACCGUUCUACAAAGGUGAAAACACCAUUUUUGACGUUUCACCAUCUUCUGUGGUAGUCAGUGUAAUGCAUGAUCACACAACAGUCCCCCAAAAGUUUCAGGUCACUGGAUUUUCUGUUGGUGGUCGUGUAGUUGAUGCGAACGGUGAGGGAGUGGAUGGUGUUAAAAUUAUAGUUGAUGGUCAGGAAAGAUCAGUAACUGACAAUGAAGGAUAUUACAAGCUUGAUCAGGUUACAUCAAAACGCUACAAUUUGGAGGCGAAGAAGGAGCAUUACAAAUUUAACAGGCUGAAUGACUUUUUGGUUUUUACCAAAUAUGGCUUCAGUUGCUGAGAUCAAUGCCUUGUCGUAUGAUGUAUGUGGAAAUGUCCAUACAUUUAACAGAGACUAUACAGCCAAGGUAACUCUUACUCAUGGACCAGAAAACAUGACACCUCAAGUGAAAAAGACAGAUGACAGUGGAAAGUUUUGUUCUGAGGUCCCACCUGGUGAGUACCGUUUAUCUGCAAUUGCAGCAAGCCCUGAGAAUUUUCCAGAUCUUUUAUUUUCCCCUCCUCAUGUUGAUAUUUCAGUCAGAAAGCCAUUGUUAGACAUUGUAUUUAAUCAGGUGCAAGUAAAUAUAGUUGGGUCUGUUGUAUGCAAAGAGAGGUGUGGUUCUUCUAUUUCUCUUGCUCUCGUGCAUCUGGAUGGAAAACGCAAGGAUGAUAGGAAAAUAACUCAUUUGACAAAUGAGAGCAAUGAAUUCGUGUUCUCAAAAGUCCUUCCUGGUAAAUAUAGGGUUGAGGUCAGGAACUCUUUAGGAGCACUUUCUGGGGAAGAUAGAUGGUGUUGGGAUGAAAGUUUUACCAAUAUCAAUGUUGGGACCAAUGAUGUUACAGGACUAUCAUUUGUGCAGAAAGGGUAUUGGGUUAACAUACAUUCUAGUCAUGAAGUAGAUGCUGUACUUGCGGCAAAAGACGGGUCUCUUGUGAAAUUUGAAAUAAAGAAGGGAUCUCAGCACCUAUGUGUGGAAUCUCCAGGAGUGCAUGAACUGAACUUUCAUAAAUCAUGUAUUUCCUUUGGUAGCUCCCCUUUGAGAAUUGAUACAUCUGAUCCAUCGCCAAUCUCUUUGAAAGGAGAAAAAUAUCUUCUGAAGGGCCAACUUCAUGUAGACCCAAGUUCGCUUAGUGGUUCACAAUAUUUGCCUCAGAACAUACAAGUUGACGUAUUAGACGCUGAAGGUUCUGUUGUUGGUCAUAUUGCUGCAACUCCUAGCCAUAAUGAUAUUGAUCAAUCCAAUAGCGUUGUUUAUGAUUAUUCAACAUGGGCAAUGCCCGGAGAUAAAUUUAUUUUUGUCCCCCAAGACUCUAGGGGUGAUGGGGAAAAAAGGAUGCUGUUCUAUCCCAGACAACAGCAUGUCUCUAUAAUUCAAGAUGAUUGCCCUCCAGUGAUUUCCCCAUUCUAUGGUCGCAUAGGUUUAUAUAUUGAAGGAUCAGUCUCACCCCCCCUCUCUGACAUUAACAUCAAAAUAAUUGCCGCGAGUGAAAGCCACAAUGCUCCUCUCAAGCAUGGUGAUGUAGCAGCUGAAGCUACUACAGGGGCAGAUGGAUUUUAUAUUGCAGGACCCUUAUAUGAUGAUAUUGAUUACAAUGUAGAGGCUUCAAAGUCUGGUUAUCACGUAAAGCAUGUGGGACCUCAUUCAUUUUUUUGUCAGAAGCUUGGUCAAAUAUUUGUACGCAUAUAUUCGAAGGAAGAUACUAGAGAGCCUUUUCCAUCAGCUCUCUUGUCAUUGAGUGGUGAAGAUGGUUAUAGGAACAAUUCUGUAACUGGUGUUGGGGGAACUUUUAUUUUUGACAACUUAUUUCCAGGGAGUUUUUAUCUCCGGCCUCUGCUCAAGGAAUAUGCUUUCUCACCUGCAGCACAGGCGAUUGAACUUGGUUCUGGUGAAUCUAGAGAGAUAAUCUUUCAUGCCACUCGAGUUGCAUACAGUGCCAUGGGAGUUGUCACUGUCUUGUCUGGUCAGCCGAAAAAGGGUGUUUCAAUAGAAGCUCGAUCGGAAACAGAAGGCUUUUAUGAGGAAACACUGACUGACUCAACAGGAAAUUACCGCUUAAGGGGGCUUUUGCCUGAUACUACUUAUGAAAUUAGAAUUUCAAGGAAAGUUGAAUAUGGUAACCAUCUGAUUGAGCGUGCAUCUCCAGAAUCUGUGACCAUUAAGGUCGGGUCAGAGGAUUUUAGGGGGUUAGAUUUUGUUGUAUUUGAAGAGCCAGAAAUGACAAUUUUAAGCUGCCAUGUUGAGGGGCAGAGAAUGAAAGAACUUUACUCACAUAUUCAGGUGGAAGUGAAGUCGGCUACUGACCCAAUGAAAAUUGAAUCUGUCUUCCCACUACCUCUUUCAAACUUUUUCUCUGUGAAAGACUUGCCCAAAGGCAAGCACCUUCUGCAACUCCGAUCUACUAUGCUAUCAGGAACCCAUAGAUUUGAAUCAGAAAUUAUUGAGGUUGAUUUAGAGAAAAGUAGCCAAAUUCAUGUGGGCCCGCUUAGAUACAGAAUUGAGGAGGAUUACCAAAAACAGGAGUUGACUCCGGUUCAUGCUUAUCCUCUCAUUGUUGGAGUCGCGGUGAUUAUACUUUUCAUUAGCAUGCCAAGAUUGAAGGAUUUAUACCAAGCCAUCCUUGAGAUGGUAAUGUCUGGAUCAGGGUCUGGUAGCCUAAGAAGAGAAGCCAAAAAGCCAUCCGCCAGGAAAAAGACUUACUGAUAGAGAUGCUCCAAAGGCGUGCUGUAUCCCAUGUCUUGAUUGAUGCCCUUGUGUGUACUCUGAUCUUAGCUAGGCACUUAGAAUUGAGCAGGUGAUUAAGAAAGUCUACUUUGUUUGGAUCUAGCUUAUUACCGGAAGAGGAUAUUCUGUUAGUUGUAAGUUCUGAUACGCUACUCCAUGUAGCAUUUUUGGCAUUGGAGUUUGUUUUAAUUUAUAAGGCUGUUACUCCCUCCGUCCCGAAAACAACAUCCCGGUUUGACUUUCACACACUUUUAGGUAGAUUAUUUUUUGCCUUUGACUUUCCAAAAUUAGCCUUAAGGGCUGCGGCCAGAGCAAAUAAAAG
This is a messenger RNA of Cuscuta europaea, 4093 nucleotides long. The record is from the annotation of a GenBank genome assembly. NCBI's taxonomy places the organism in Eukaryota, Viridiplantae, Streptophyta, Magnoliopsida, Solanales, Convolvulaceae.